Molecule: messenger RNA, 762 nt
Organism: Anolis sagrei ordinatus
Lineage: Eukaryota; Metazoa; Chordata; Lepidosauria; Squamata; Anolidae
Gene: MIMS2
Product: family with sequence similarity 210 member B
Cellular component (GO): mitochondrion
Source: RefSeq, a predicted model, not a curated record
CUUUGCACCGGGAGGCAGGGAAGCAGGGAAGCAGGGAAGCAGGCAAGCGAGGAGCGGGACCAGCCAGCCAUGCUUCGGCUAGGCCGGCCCUGCGUUCUGCGGGCGCUGCUCCGGCUCCCGGGCUCCAGCUGCAGCGCCGCCUCGACGGAGGGAAACCUCCAGGUGGAGCCCGGCAACGGAGGCGCCACCUUCGGGGUUCGCCGCCACCACCUUCCGCCAAAGGGCGACAGGCUUCUCCUGCUUCUCCUUCUCCCUAAACAAGCAGAGGCCGAGAUCAGCAGAGGGAUUCGCUCCUACUCCACCGGGGCCCGGAAGGAUACUAGCACAUCCCUGGAAAAUGAUCAUGCAGAUUCCAGCCAAGAGGAUGGGAAGAAACCCAACAAAUCCCAGCAAUUGAAGAAGGUUUUUAAGGAAUACGGAGCUGUAGCAGUGGCAUUCCAUGUUGGGAUUUCAUUGAUGUCUUUGGGAAUGUUUUAUUUGGCUGUGUCAAGCGGAGUGGACAUGACUGCCAUUCUCUUCAAGCUGGGAUUUGAUGAAGCUCUGGUGCAAUCCAAAUUAGCUGCCGGGACAAGCACUUUUUUAUUGGCCUAUGCCGUUCACAAACUGUUUGCUCCAGUCCGCAUCAGCAUCACCUUAGUCUCAGUGCCAUUCCUUGUCCGCUAUUUCCGGAAGAUAGGUUUCUUCAAACCACCAGCUGCAAACCCAUGAUUUUAAUUCUUGGGGAGGAAAAAAUGGAAUGCCUCCUACUUUCUUAAUAUAGAC